AUGAUUGCAAAGGAACCCGACACGACUGGCCUCGAGCAAUGGGAGAAGGUCCAUGCUGCUAAAAAGGCUGAACAAGAAUCCAGGAUACCCCAAGAAUGGAGGCUCAAGCCAGAGGACUUUCCACCGGCGGGUACCGUCGACCUUCGACCUGUUGUCGCUACUUGCGGCAUUCUCUCGGACAAGGAAUUGUUAAUCACUGGAGAACAAUAUGACGCUACCUCCUUGGCCGCUGCGAUUGCGGAAGGCAAGUAUACCGCCGUUGAGGUGGUGACGGCCUUCUGCAAACGAGCAGCAGUGGGACAUCAGCUGUGCAACAAUCUAACCGAGAUCAUGUUCAUGGACGCAAUCGAAGAUGCGAAACAGUUGGACAAGGUAUUCGCAGAAACUGGAAAACCGGUCGGCGCUCUUCACGGCAUUCCUAUGACAUUCAAGGAAUGCUUCCACGUCAAGGGAUACGAUGCCAGCGACGGCUACAUCUCGAGGACGUUCGACCCUUCAACAUAUACCACUCCUCUGAUAGAGCUGGUCAAAUCCAAUGGUGCCGUUGUGAUCUCGAAGACAAACACACCACAGACCAUGUUGGUGGCAGAAAGUCACAACAACGUCUUCGGGCAAACCAAAAACCCCGUGGUCAGCCACUUGACCUGUGGAGGGAGUAGCGGAGGAGAGGGCUCGAUCAUGGCCUACCGGGGGAGCGCCUUGGGAAUCGGCACCGAUGUGGGUGGUUCCAUCCGCAUUCCUGCCGCUGCAAACGGCGUCUACGGCUACAAACCUAGCUUUGGAAUUCUGCCCAUGAUCGGAUACGCAGCGUCGGGCUGGGUGGGUGCAAACACUGGAGUCCCAGCUGUCUGUGGUCCGCUAGGUCAUUCGGCGCGAGACCUGGCCUUUUUGACUCGUGUCGUCCGCAAUGCUAAGCCAUGGAAGUUCGACCCGGCCGUCAUUCCCAAGGUCAUGGAAUUUGGCGCCGAGUCCCGAAAGCCCAUCAUAGGUGUGAUUCAUCAGAGCGGAACGACGCCGCAUCCGCCCGUUCGACGGGCCAUCAGAGAAGCAGCAAACAAACUCUCCGAGGCAGGUUUUGUGGUCAAGGACUUUGUGCCGCCAGAUUUCAACGAGAUUCGUAAAGUCACCAAAGAGCUCUUCACCCUAGACGCCUUAUCAUACCCACGAGGACAGUUGGAGAAGGCAGGAGAGCCAGUGGUGCCUUCGGUCCAGAAGAUCGGCUUCUGGGACAUACCUCGAAAGACUCAUGAGGAAGCAUGGGCCCUGAAUGCGAAAAAGCUUGCGCUUCAAAAGGAGAUGCUCGAUCGUUGGCAGGAAGCCGGGAUAAACGUUGUCCUCGCUCCGGCCGGUCCUCACACCGCUGUUCUGCCCGGAGACUGGACGACUGACAUGUAUACAGUUGCAUGGAACGCCAUGGAUUACCCUGCGGUAAUAAUCCCCUUCACCAAGGCAGAUCCAGCCUUGGACCCCAAGGAUAAGAUUUUCGUUCCCAUGCAUGAACUGGAUGAGCAAAUUCAAUCAUUGUACGACCCUCAGCGCAUGGCGGGAGCACCCGUCGCGGUCCAACUGGUAGGACCCAGGUUGGAUGAUGAACAACUCCUGAAGGAUGUGCAGGCCAUUGACGCGAUUUUGAACGCUUGA
Molecule: messenger RNA, 1641 nt
Organism: Capronia coronata CBS 617.96
Lineage: Eukaryota; Fungi; Ascomycota; Eurotiomycetes; Chaetothyriales; Herpotrichiellaceae
Exons: 5
Coding region: 1-1641 (546 amino acids)
Source: RefSeq, a predicted model, not a curated record